AAGGCAGGCUCACAACAAAAUAAAAACAAACAUGGCGGGCCUACAAUGCUUUGGUUGUGGACAAGGAUUUGGCUUCUUCAGACGAGAGCAUGGAUGUAAGAAAUGUGGACGACUUUUUUGCUCUGGAUGCACUUCUCAGUCAAUUAUUCUACCACAACAUGGAUCAAAGAAAAUGAAAGUCUGUGAUCAAUGCUACAGGACUUUGACGAGAGACUCACAAAAACAAACUCAAACCAGAGAUAGAAGCGACUUAAAUGACCUAAACAAAAACACUGCUUUACACAGACCUGUUUUAAGCACUUGUGAGAAAGGUGAUCCACAAGAUGGAUUAGGAAAAACAGUCAUUACAAGAGCUGAAUCUUUAGAACAUGAAAAUUCUUCAAUAGAUCCUGAUGAGGCAAUUCGUCAGAGGCUGGCAGAGCUUAGGGCAAAUGAUUCCUGUAAAGAUAAAGAUAAUUCUUCAAUAUCACAAAUAACAGAUCAACAAUUAGGAGAAAGGUUUGAGAACCUCACAGGAAGAAAGGCAAUUUCAAUGCAGAACUCAAAUAUUAAUACCCUUCAGCCAAAGAAAUCUGAAAUAGAAGAGGUUAGUGAUUUGAUGAAACAGAUGUUGGAAGAAAACAAACUUGCUGAGGAGGAUCCAACAGCCAAAAGUAGUAUCAUUGAUAAGGAAAUUGAAGAGAGACUUGCUAAGCUGAAAGGCAUCAAUCCAAGUCUGACAAAUCAACCCAAGUCAAACAUGUUUGAUAGUGAUGAGGAUGAUGAAACAGCGAGUCAACAAUACCUGAAACAGAUACUUGGUGAAGUAGCUUUGGAUUUAAAAAUGGAAAACAUUGAUUGUGGAGAUACCUCUGCCAGCAAAUCUAGCAAAUCCAGAAAAAAGACAGGACAAUCAAAGACCAAAGAUAUGGAUUUCUCAGCUAUGCCCAGCGGCAUUUUCAGCCAUGAUUAUGAAGCAAACAGUGAUGAUGAGGAGUUGCCUUGGUGUUGUAUCUGCAAUGGGAAUGCUGUUUUAAGAUGUCAUGGUUGUGAUGAUGACUUAUAUUGUCGAAGAUGCUAUAGGGAGGGGCACAGUCGAGAAGAUUAUGAAGACCAUGAUAUCUCAGAAUACAAGCCUCCAAGAAAGAAAAGAUGAUUUGGAGAGUGUUCCAUCCUGGUGUUGUGCUUUAAAAAAUUUAUUUCACACAAAAAAUUUAAAGAAAGGUCAGCUAAAGGAAAAAAUUAUGAAGACAUGUGCCACAUGGAGUACAAACAAUCAUGAGGAGUGUUGUCUUUUUUUGAGGCUCCACUCAACUCAGAAGUCACUGUGGAUGCGAUUUUAAUGUUGAAGAACAAACUUCACUGUGAAGUAUUUCAUUAGAAUGAGGCUGGUAAAGGGUUUAUAUGUGACAUGUGAAUAAGGCCAAAAUUAAUGUCACAUGAAUUUUACAUAGUGGCAAGUGUAAUUUGUGAAUUUGAGUACCAACAUAGGAAUGAUUUGUCUCUUGAUUUAUACAACCUAUUAAUUUUUACUUUCUUUAUAAGUAAACCGCAAAAUUUCCUGAAACCUUACACACAAAGAGAGGUUUGAAGUUUUUCUCUUUACGUCCAAGUCAUGUCAAAGGUGUUAAAGUAUAUUGGACUCAU
This is a messenger RNA of Pocillopora damicornis (cauliflower coral), 1626 nucleotides long. Its product is annotated as abscission/NoCut checkpoint regulator. Gene Ontology annotation, biological process: mitotic cytokinesis checkpoint signaling; abscission. Gene Ontology annotation, cellular component: cleavage furrow; midbody; centrosome. The record is from RefSeq and is a predicted model, not a curated record. Gene Ontology annotation, molecular function: phosphatidylinositol-3-phosphate binding; metal ion binding. Lineage: Eukaryota; Metazoa; Cnidaria; Anthozoa; Scleractinia; Pocilloporidae.